This is a messenger RNA of Mercenaria mercenaria, 4298 nucleotides long. Its product is annotated as capping protein inhibiting regulator of actin dynamics-like. The record is from RefSeq and is a predicted model, not a curated record. The transcript is spliced from 13 exons. Lineage: Eukaryota; Metazoa; Mollusca; Bivalvia; Venerida; Veneridae. The coding region runs from base 129 to 1877 and encodes 582 amino acids.
UAUCAUUUUGAAACCGAAAGAAGAAGUAAAUUAUAUUUUACUACGUAGUUAUGUCUGACUAAUAAAGGAAUCUAUUUUAUCCAUCUUUAGUGUGUCGAAUUAAAUCAGGAUUUUUGGACCCAUCAAUAAUGUCGAGUUCUCCGGAUGAAGACUCUUUUGAUUUGUGCGACGACAUGGAUGAGUUCAAUGAGGAAGACUGUGGAUUAAGUAUUGCAAGAAACCACGAAAAUAUGGGGCAACAAGAUAACAUCGACGAUAGAAGAACUAGUUUGCAGUUUACACCUGGUGCAGGGAAUACCAGUGCAGAAUUUAUUACUAUACAGAAUGAUGUUUUGCAACAGUUAAAACAUGAGAAAGAAGACUUAUCACAAAAAUUGCUUAAACUAGAGAACACAGUUAAACAGAAGGAACAGAAACUAACAUCAAAGGAACGCAAAUAUGUUAGACUUGAAGAAAAAUGCAUACGAGACAAAAAAUCUUUUGAAGAGUGUCAGAAACAGUUGGCAAGUCAGCAUGAGACAGAAAAAGAUAGAAUGUUAAAAGAAAUUCAAAGACUGUCUUGUUUUUGGGAUCAGGGUCGGGCACAAAAAGAACGAAUACAUGAACUUGAAAAACAACAGAAACAGAGCAACAGCAUCCAAACCGAGCUGAAGGGUAAAUUGCAACAAGCAGAAGGAAUGAUUCUUUCUCUUAGAAAGGACAAUAAUUCAUUGGAGGAGGAAAAGAAACGUUUAUUACAUCGAGACAAGGAAUCUUUUGAAGAGAGUCAAAAACCGGUUGCAAGUCAACAUGAGACAGAAAAAGAAGGGCUCUUGAACGAAAUUCAAAGACUGUCUACUUUUGGGGAUCAGUGUCGGGCACAACAAAAACGAAUACAUGAACUUGAAAAACAGCAGGAACAGAGCAACAACAUCCAAACCGAGCUGAAGGCUAAAGUACAACAAGCAGAAGGAAUGAUUAUUGCUCUUAGAAAGAACAAUAAUUCACUAGAGGAGGAAAAGAAACGUUUAUUACAUCGGUUGAGCCAGUUGGCUGGUGCUAAACUUACUCUCGAUAAUCCAAAUAUCGCCGAUCUUAGUGAUACAAAACGACCGACAAAACUGGCAGAAGAGUUCGCUGAGCUUUAUGACAAUGAGUGGACAGAUGCUUUUGAAGAUGUAGAAAUUGAAAAUGAACAAGCGAAAACAGCAUUUAUGCUGAAAGUAUUACAAAGAGCAAGUGAGAUAUGUAGCGAGGUGUCUAAUGCCCAUAUGGAUGGAAUAAGGAAAGGCUUAUGUACGUUACCCGUGCGUACAAAUGAUUCCUCUGGUAGUUCUUCGAAAAUGCAACCUGAACAGAAAAUCAGCCUUACAAUGGAUAACAAGGAGAAGGAAAACGACGAAAUGACUAAAGCUAAACGGUCGCGCCGAAACAGCCAACAGGAACACGCUGAAUCGCAUGUUCCCUCCAUGGUAGUUCCAACAGAGCUGACGCAGAUGAAGGUACAUGAGGUUACUUGUGACCUCAACAUCUUGCGCCAUGACCAGAAGAAAACAGUCAUGGAGCUGCGAAAGUGUGUCGAAGUUAACUUAUCCGAGCACCUCGAGGCGGUUGUUACAGAUGUAAUUGCAAAGGAAAACGAUUUUGACAUGGACCCUCAGGUUGCAGUUUUCAAAUACAUAGCGAAGUGUGUUAACAUAUGUUGGUCUAUGUGUCGUGUCGAGCCUCCUGUAUUUAUUAGCUUUCCAGAAGGACAUGGCGAUUUGAGCCUAGAUACAAAUAUCUUCAAACCAUAUACAAAGACGGGAAAAUUUAUAGACUACAUAGUAUGGCCAGCCGUAUAUUUGCACAAGAAUGGGCCUUUGCUGUGCAAGGGUGUUGCUCAAGGAAGGACUUAACACACUCCUUGAAGAUUGCGUGUAUAUGAAAUCUUAACACGAUUAGUCGGAAAUAUGUGAGCCAUUGCGCAUAAUUUGGUGUUUCCGUUUCGUUCUGAGUUGAUAAUGGAAAUGUUCAAAGUACUCUAUGUUGUAUGCAUCUCAUUUUUUUAAUUAAAUUCCAUGGCCGGAAAAAUCCUCUUAGACAGGUUGAACGCAUAGUUUGGCGUCCUUUACAAACCCUCACCAACAAAUGACAUCGUUUGAAAAUCUCUUUGAAACUACAAUUUCAGAAAUAAUAAUAAUUUCAAUGGCAUUUAGUUUUAGUUUUCUAUUUCACAGAGAUUGUAUAGAACAUUUUUGCUUAUUAAUAAUAUGUAACAACUCUCGAUCAUUACUUAACAGCGCCUUUGUAAAUAAUUUUGAAAUCUUCCGUCAAUGCCGCUCUCACCGGUAUUCGAACUUGCGACUUCAGAAUAAGAAUACCUACACCUUCCAAAUGCAAUAGCCUAUCUCCCAAUGCAAUUAAUUUGCGCACGUGAACUUAUUUAUUGUGAUCUAAGUACGUAUUUAGUUUUGACAGGCGUGCUCAAUGUGCUAUUUAAAAAACUUAUGAAUUUAACAUUUUAAUGAGAAUUUGAUCUAUAUUUUACAUGCAUAUCUGUUUCAGAUAAACAUAAAUGUUUUAUUAAUUUGUUUUCAAGUCAGUCUGCUGUUAUCGUUAUUAUUAUUGUUCCUUCUCAUGAGAAGGAACACUUAUGGUGAACAUGUCACACUUGACUGAGCAGGUAAUGGAUACAAGGGUAUCAUCAAAGGCAUCCGAAUUCCAGUAGGCGCCGCCAUUUUGUACUCAUGCAUAUUCAUUAAAAAUAGCCUCUUUGCCAAUGUGUUUUAACGCAUCUUUAGGUCAAUCUUUAGUGAAAUACAACUACGUAAUAAACAGACCAAAAACAAUAAUUUAGUUUAAACUAUCUAACUCCUAAAUCUUACAUGUCAUAUUGUAGAAUCGAGAUUAACUAAAUGAAUAUUCAUCAUCUAAAAACAGACUCCCGCCCAAAAAUAUCGUCUACUAUUAUUUUUCUCGGUUGCAUUCUUUGCUGCUUCCAGAGGUUCUUUUUACGAUUUUAUUUCAUACCAACUUUAUUUUUUUAACAUUUUAAGUAUAACCAUCAAAACAUACUGCACUAAUAGAUCUAAAGUUAUUCGAGAUUUUUUACUUGUCUGUGAAUGCUAUUGCACGAUACGUACCGUCGCCGGAUUACGACAUUUCAAUUACUUCCCUUGUUUUUAUCUAGAACUGUAUGAUGCAUUUCUUCACUUUACUGAGCUAUAAAUAUUUCGAACUUUGUAAUUUCUUACCUUUUGAUUAAUUGUUUUGUAAUUUUCAAGUUGUGAACUUUUUGUACGCACUUUUUUCAAACCCAUCAGUUUGUUGGUGCCGACUUCUAUAAAAACCCUUUUUCUCCUGGUUUAGUCGUUCUGGAGCUGUAAGUAUCCAUUCAUGCAAUGCAAUUACUGGCAUAUGGCAGAACUUUUCUUCCAUUAUAUUGCUAAUUAAAAUUAGGCAAACAUAUGACCAAAUUCUGAUCUGUGCCACUAGGACAGCUGUCGACAUUGGUUCCCGAAAUUUUGACAGAGUGAUGGUAUUUAUUGUCCGCUGAUAAUAUUUAGGUAUGAUCGCUCAUCUAAAGGUGUUUGUUUAUUAUUUUAAGUUAAAUCAAUGUUUGUGUGAAAUAACUUUAAGUAUUCUUAUAAUAAAUAGAUAAGAAUGCACGUAAACUAGCAAAAACAUAGUUCAUAAUUAUUUUAUUAAAGAUCCCUUAAAAAGAAUAUUUGAUAUGCGCUAGAAGGAACCUUUUGGUAAGCUAAAUCUUGUUAUUAUUAUUAUCGUUCGUGAUGAUGUUGAUGAUGAUAAUGAUGAUGUUGCUGUUGUAUCACUAUAAUCAUCACUAACAUUUUUGUUUUCGUUAUUCUUUUUCAUUAAAUGAACACAACUGAAGAUAAAUGCAAAAUACAUCGAGAGGUAAAUAUAAGUGGCCUAAAUUACGACAUUUGAUAAAUUGCGCAGACAGAAUAGCAAAAUUUUAAUUUCUGUUUGAUGUAUUUUAAUAUAUAAAUGUGCAAAUAUCUGGCGAAACUCGGUGCAUUUUUACUUUUACUCCAAUAAAUUGCACGCUUCUAAAAAGGUAAUUUUGAUAUAAAAUUUAAAAUAAUGCACUAUGGAACGCCUUUACUGCCUGGCGAUGCUCCUAAUUUGGAUGUCCUGUGUUGUGAUUUUUAAACUUUAAAUAUAUACAAACGUUUUAUAUUGAGUACAGUAAACAUGUACAAUCGUCUUUACAUUACAUGUUCUCUAAAAUGUAUUAUUAUUUGGGGAAUUUAUGUUCUCUUGUGACAUAAAUUAUUGUCAUUUUUAGUAGGCAAGUAAAGCUAUAAUUUCUG